AUGCCGAUCGCCCAACAGACGAGCUUAGGAUGGAUCCUGUCCGGGGGCUACGAUGCAGCAGCAACCGAAGGACAUCGCAGCACGUUCCAGUGCACCGCAGACCACGACCUCGCUGACAUGGUUCGACGCUUCUGGGAGCAGGAACGCGAGCCAGUGGCUGGGACACCGCUUACCGCCGAUGAAGCCAGAUGCGAGGACAUCUACGUGCGCACGGUCACACGCACGUCCAGUGGAAGAUACAUGGUGAGGCUGCCAUUUACUUCACCGCCGCCGACAUCGCUCAGCGAGACUCGUCGACCUGCUGAACGCCUACUGGAUGCCAUGGAGCGGAAAGGAGCACGAGAUCGUCGUUUCGGUGACCUCUAUCUAGACUUCAUGGAGGAAUACGAGAACCUACAACAUAUGGAGAAGCGCACACGGUCCGGAGAGUCGCUGAACGCACACCUCCUCACUGGAGCCAAUCUCUUGCCAGCACUCGCUGACGUCCUACUUCGUUGGCGUUGGCAUCGGUACGUGCUCGUCACGGACAUCGAGAAAAUGUACCGACAAAUCCUCGUGCAUCCGGAGGACUGUCGCCUGCAAACUAUCCUGUGGCGCCACAACAGCUCUGACGACGUCCACGAGUACGAGCUGAGGACCGUGACCUAUGGGCUAGCGUGUGCACCCUUCCUCGCCAUCAGGACUCUUCAUCAACUCGCAGCAGACGAAGAGGCACGAUAUCCACGCGGAGUCAAGGCACUGCGACACGACUGCUACGUCGACGACGUGGUCACCGGCGCCGAUAGCUUGGAAGAUGCUAUCGACCUUCAGCAGGAACUACGGAGUCUUUGCACGGCGGGCGGAUUUCCUUUGAGAAAGUGGGCCGCCAACGAUCCUCAGGUGCUCACAGGAAUUCCACCAGAACAUCAGCUGCAACGUGGGCCGCACUCAUGGGAAGAAGAGAGUCACGCUACCCUGGGCCUCCGAUGGCAUCCUCAAGCGAUUGGUUCUCCUUCUCAAUUCGUCCACGUCCAGUCACUGAUCUCACAAAGCGACGAGUUCUAG
Nylanderia fulva is the source of this 1044-nucleotide messenger RNA. Lineage: Eukaryota; Metazoa; Arthropoda; Insecta; Hymenoptera; Formicidae. The record is from RefSeq and is a predicted model, not a curated record.